CAUAUAAUGAGUUGUGCAAGCGCGAUUGAAUCUGGCAACACUUACCGUACAUAGUUGGAAACGUCAAACAAUUGACAGUCCAUAAAAUUGUUUAUUUAUAUGAAAAGUGAUUGUAAUUUCAAGCGGCAAAAGUCGAUUUUAAUCAAAGAAGAAAAACCCAAAUGUGAAUCAUUCGUUCAAAGUGUUUCAAACAAGUUGGCAAUUAUUUGAAGCGGAAAUAGUCAUGGAGAUAAUUAAAAUUGAAGUUGACGAUGUGCCCUAUGGCUAUGAUUGUGUAAUUUGUAGAGAACGAUAUUCGUCGCGAACCGAACGAAACGAACAUUUGGAAACACAUUUCGUACACAAAAAAUGCAGCGAUUGUGAUCGAUUAGUGAUAUUAAUUGGGGAUUUGGAAUUUGAAUUGCACCGACCCACAUACUGUACGAAAGCAAGCGAAAACUAUGAUAUCAAUGACAAACAUCUACAACCAUUUAUUGCGUUGGAUAGACUGCAAGACGAUGAUGCAAAUCCAGAUGCGGUGCUUAACGAAAAUAAUGAUACAUCAAAUGAACAAAUUUUAGAUAUAGAGAUAUUAAAAGAUGACACAGACACCGAAGAUUGCGCAUUGAGCAUAGCCGGCGAUGUAAAUCCAGAAGAGAAUAAAGAAAUUGAAGAAGAGAACGACACACCGGAAAAACCAAAACCAAGCACAAGAAAACGAGGUCGAAAAGUAAAAAAAACGGUGAAACAAAAUGAAGAGAGUACACCGAAGAAACCGCGUCGUAUCACAAAAACGCGUUCAGUUAAAAUGAUAGCAUGCACUCAGGAGGGUUGCACCGAAGAAUUUAGACAACAACAAAUGUUACGCAAGCACUUGAAAAUGAUUCAUGGUAUCGUUGAGAAGCACAUUUGCUCAAUAUGCAACUUUUCAUUUGCUGAUAAAUCAAAUCUGAAACACCAUUUGGUGACGCACACCGACCAGAAAAGAUUCAUAUGUUCUUAUUGUGGGAAAAGAUUUCAUAAGUAUACUAACUUAACCGAGCAUCAGAACGCCCAUCUUGGAUUAAAGCCAUACAAAUGCGAAAUAUGUGGCAAGGAUUUCGGUAGAUCGAAUCACAAACGACAGCAUAUGCGGGUGCACACGGGUGAAAAGCCGUAUUCCUGUUUGAUAAAUGAUUGCUCGCGAGCAUAUAUGUUCAAAAUUGACUUGAAACGUCAUCAAAGAUCUGUUCACGGAAUCAUCGAUAAGACAUUUCCUUGUCAAAUUUGCGCGAAGGUGUUUUAUGAAAAUAAAUAUUUGACAAAACAUUUAUCAACGGCACACUCGUAAUGA
Messenger RNA from Contarinia nasturtii (swede midge), 1312 nucleotides. Its product is annotated as zinc finger protein 678-like. The record is from RefSeq and is a predicted model, not a curated record. Bases 224 to 1309 code for a protein of 361 amino acids. Gene Ontology annotation, biological process: regulation of DNA-templated transcription. The transcript has 7 exons. Gene Ontology annotation, molecular function: DNA-binding transcription factor activity, RNA polymerase II-specific; RNA polymerase II cis-regulatory region sequence-specific DNA binding. NCBI's taxonomy places the organism in Eukaryota, Metazoa, Arthropoda, Insecta, Diptera, Cecidomyiidae.